AUGACAACGCUAGACCUCAUACAUCUCAUUCAGGACCUGCUUGUUUCAUUCGAGUGGGAUAUUGUGCCUCACCCACCCUACUCUCUGGACCUGGCACAAUCGAAUUAUAAUCUUUUCAAUAAAUUGAAGGAGUUUUUGGGUGGAUUACGAUUUUUAAAUGACGAGGAUGCCCAGAAUACCUUCGACAAUUGGCUUCAGGAUGUGGAUUGUAAGGUGUACGACGAGAGUACACAAAAACUGGAAUCUCGGAAAAUGGAACAUACUAAGCGAACCAGAAAUAGUGGAGCGUGUUGCCGGGAUGAGUCCAAAAUGGUUAGAUGCGCGGUAACAGCAUUGGAGAAAAUGAGGGAUUACUUGUUCGAAACGUCUGCUUGUCAAGAUACAGAUGAUAUGAGCACUCCGGGUGACUACGGUUGCGUAACUGACUGCAACAAAUACACGACCCAGGAAUGUCCAUUUCGGGGAACCGGGAUGCCACCUAAUCUGAUGCGAACAUUCUGUGUGAAUAAGAAGAAAUUGGCUGUCGGCCGGUUGGGCCCAAAUAUGAUUCGACUGUUGCCAGGCCAGGUUGGGGUAGUCGGUGACCGAGCCACUUUCCACUUGGGUCAUGGGGUGGCAAGAAGAAGGACCCCUGCCGUCAAGGCCGCUACCACUGAGAACAAUGGCCAAUCUGUGGUGCCAACGACCGUCGUUGUCGACCGACCGACUGCCACAAAGUACAUCAACACUCAACGCAAAAGGAUAAUGCAUGUGUUGCCCGCGGUUCCGGUGUCUUCCAAUAACCUGGCGGUCGGCCCAGUCACUGGACUACCUGUGGACGAUAAGGAACACGUCUUUGUUUUGCGACUAUCCAAAGCUUAUGAAAACCCCGCCGACGUAGCCUGCUUGCAGGUCGAAAUGCGUUUGCCUAACUCACCACCAGAUAUAAAGCGCACGGACGCCGAAACUCAAUUUUUAGAUGAUGAUUUAAAGACCACCGCCGUGACUGGUGAAAAAAAGAAGAGAUCAAAAAAGAGGUCCAAAUCAGGAUCAAAAAGGAGGUCCAAAUCAGGAUCAAAAAAGAGGUCCAAAUCAGGAUCAAAAAAGGGGAAAAAUGACAAAUGA
Molecule: messenger RNA, 1104 nt
Organism: Myzus persicae (green peach aphid)
Lineage: Eukaryota; Metazoa; Arthropoda; Insecta; Hemiptera; Aphididae
Exons: 3
Coding region: 1-1104 (367 amino acids)
Molecular function (GO): nucleic acid binding
Source: RefSeq, a predicted model, not a curated record